Molecule: messenger RNA, 1188 nt
Organism: Pieris macdunnoughi
Lineage: Eukaryota; Metazoa; Arthropoda; Insecta; Lepidoptera; Pieridae
Source: the annotation of a GenBank genome assembly
AUGGCUAAAUCUGACAAGCCUAUAGAUCUCACGGUUUUGCCUUCGAUGAGUAAUGCACCCGUUGAGACGCGAGAUGCUGCCGCAUCAACGUCUACAACGCCAUUUGCUGAGCCACCAACAAUCGCUGCUCCAAAAUCAAUUGCACAGAGACAACGUGAGUACAGACAGCGCAUUGCAGCAUCCAGAACUCCUGCACAGGCGAUAGCUAUGAGGAUAUCAGAUACCGAAAGAAAACGCAACUACAGACUACGCAAAGCUGCUAACUUGGCUCGUGCCAGUGGUUCAUUAGAAUCGAUUACUGCAUCCUCUUCUCGUUCAGCAGGAAGAUCAAACGAUGUCCAAAAAAGUACUCAACGACAGCUCACAAACCAACAACCUAAAUCUUUAGCAGCAGAAUCAGCACAAAUAACUAUACAACCAGGUACUUCUUCAGAUCAAAUUGAAGUACCUGACGAGCCUAUAGAUCUCACGGAUCUGCCAAUACCUUCAAUGAGUAAUGCACCCGUUGAGACGCGAGAUGCUGCCGCACCAACGUCUACAACCCCAUUUUUUGAGCCACCAACAAUCGCUGCUCCAAAAUCAAUUGCACAGAGACAACGUGAGUACAGACAGCGCAUUGCAGCAUCCAGAACUCCUGCACAGGCGAUAGCUACGAGGAUAUCAGAGACAGAAAGAAAACGCAACUACAGGCUACGCAAAGCUGCCAACUUGGCUCGUGCCAGUGGUUCAUUAGAAUCGAUUACUGCAUCCUCUUCUCUUUCAGCAGGAAGUUCAAACGAUGACCAAAAUAGUACUCAACGACAACUCACAAACCAACAACCUCAAUCUUUAGCCACAGAACAACAGGCACAAUCUACCUGGAACACUAAAUGGAAAUCCUCGAUCAUGAGAUUUACAUCAACUUUUCUGGACAACGACUUUGGCUACACAUGCUCGGUUUGCGACAGAUUGUGGUUUAAGCACGACCUCAAAACCAUCACUGCGGCACAGCUGAAGGUGGUCUCGGAUUGGUUCAUCAAAGAAAAUCUACAACUUUGCAGAGAAGAAUAUAAACUGGUUUGCAACACUUGCAAACGUUCACUGAACAAAAAAUCAAUGCCACCCUUGGCAAAGGUUAAUGGAUUCUCGUAUCCUGACCGACCACCAGGCCAGGCCUACCACCGUUGGAUCCCAUCAGUGAACGAUUAA